Molecule: messenger RNA, 666 nt
Organism: Angiostrongylus costaricensis
Lineage: Eukaryota; Metazoa; Nematoda; Chromadorea; Rhabditida; Metastrongylidae
Source: the annotation of a GenBank genome assembly
AUGGUGCUAGACGUGAUGAAACCGCUGAAGCAUAAGCAGUUGUUGGAAUAUGAAUUGGAAGGUUUUGGGAUUCGUCUUAACAAGCAGCCGCCAAACAUCGGAUUCAAAAAGAAGGAAAAAGGAGGCAUCAAUCUCAACGCACUGGUACCUCAAAGUGAGCUCGAUUUAGAGGCGGUGAAAAGCAUCCUUUCUGAGUACAAAAUUCAUAAUGCUGAUAUUACGCUUAGGUAUGACGCAACAUCGGAGGAUCUGAUCGAUGUGAUUGAAGGAAACCGGGUUUAUAUUCCUUGCAUAUACGUUUUGAACAAGAUUGAUCAAAUAUCGAUCGAGGAGUUGGAUAUCAUUUAUCGUAUUCCGCAUUGUGUUCCGAUAUCGGCUCAUCAUAAGUGGAACUUUGACGAUUUACUGGAGAAAAUGUGGCAGUAUUUGAAUUUGAUUCGAAUCUAUACCAAGCCAAAGGGGCAAUUACCAGAUUAUUCGGCGCCGAUAGUGUUGAACGCGGAGCGAAACACGGUUGACGACUUGUGCUUGAAGAUUCACAAAUCACUGCAAAAAGAUUUCAAGAAUGCGUUGGUUUGGGGCGCGUCAGCGAAACAUAACCCACAAAGGGUCGGUAAGGAGCACGUUCUGUUUGACGAAGACGUAGUACAAAUUUUAAAGAGGUAA